CAGCGUACAGGCGAUCAGAUGAAUGAUCAUUCAUUUAAAGAUGGCCGCGAAAGUAGCGGGUAAGACCGCGUUGCGGUAUUUUAUGGGAACAUGCGUGCCUUCAUCGAAGCUGAAUGCCGCGAAAGUAAGAGUACCGCGUUUACAAUUCGACGAUCACAUUCACAUGUACUUCAAGGAGAACGAUUUCAUUUAUGCCCACGAUCCGAAGAAAUUGUGCAAAACCGGCGACGUGGUUUUGAUAAAGACGUUACCAGAAAAAUUAACGCGCCUGAUUACACAUGAGGUUGUUGAGGUAGUGUACCCUCUAGGUGAUAUAGUAGAUCCAGUCACAGGGAAGAAAGUUAUCGCAAGUAAAUAUAGGGAAGAUAUAGAGGAAGAGAGCAAAUUAUAUGGCAUAACAGACUCAGCCUUUGAUUACUCAAAAGCACCACGAAGAGGGAAAUUCGAAGGUAUACGAGACUUCACUCACAAAAAGUCAUAUCUAAAAUAUUAUGAAGAUCCUAAUGAUCCACAAACAGAUACCGUUCCGUCAGUAUCGUAAAAUAUCAUUGUAUUCGGAAAGUUAGUAAUUAAUAAAUUUUUAAUGUUCAAUAAAAACUGUACGUUGUGCAAA
This is a messenger RNA of Monomorium pharaonis (pharaoh ant), 613 nucleotides long. It is a transcript of the gene mRpS17, whose product is annotated as 28S ribosomal protein S17, mitochondrial. Gene Ontology annotation, molecular function: structural constituent of ribosome. Gene Ontology annotation, biological process: mitochondrial translation. The record is from RefSeq and is a predicted model, not a curated record. The transcript is spliced from 4 exons. Gene Ontology annotation, cellular component: ribosome; mitochondrial small ribosomal subunit. NCBI's taxonomy places the organism in Eukaryota, Metazoa, Arthropoda, Insecta, Hymenoptera, Formicidae. The coding region runs from base 23 to 541 and encodes 172 amino acids.